UCACCUUGCUCAGAUUCCCUCCAAUUCUGUCCGUCUUUCCUCCAAAGAAAUCUUUAUCCUUUUUAUUCUCUCUUUCAAGAUCAAAAACCCUAACUCUCCGAAAUCCCUCCUAAAUCCCCACACACAAAAAAAUGGUGUUCUAUCUGCUCUCGAUCUGGGGUGAGCUCGAGAACAUCACCAAUCUCCAACCUCUAGGGGGCUGCGAUGAUCCCAACUUCCCCUACCGCUUCAAGGUCAAGUGUGAGAACUGCGGAGAGAUCAGCCAGAAGGAGACUUGCGUCGUGCUUUCUGAAACCGUUCCUCUCUCCAACGGCCGGGCGACUGCGAAUCUCGUGCAGAAGUGCAAAUUGUGUGGGAGGGAGGGAUCUAUUCAGAUGAUUCCAGGACAGGGUCAACCACUGACUCUUGAACAGAGCCAGGCUGAAAAGUUUUCUACUUUGAUGGUGUUUGAUUGCAGGGGCUUUGAACCGAUUGGUUUUUCUUUUAGUAAUGGUUGGAAGGCUGAAUCAACAAGUGGCACAGUUUAUGAAAUUGAUCUGUCUGAAGGGGAUUUUGCGGACUAUGAUGAAAAAGGAGAAUGCCCUGUUGGGGUUUCCAAUCUCCAAGGAAAGUUUAAACCGGUGAAAAAGAAUGAUCGACAUGGAAAGACUACUUACAGUUGAUGCUUGGGUUCUAAGAAGUGAGUCUCACUUGGUAAUGCACAUACAUUUUGGUUGUAAAUGUUUUUUUAGGAGAUUUCAACGCUAUUAACUGUGAUAUUGAUACUGUGUGGGUGAUGUUACACGUUGGAGCUUCUGAUAUAUGCUGGCAACUUUGCAUGAAAUUUGUGUUUUGUACA
Asparagus officinalis (garden asparagus) is the source of this 838-nucleotide messenger RNA. RefSeq names its product UPF0587 protein C1orf123 homolog. The coding region runs from base 132 to 662 and encodes 176 amino acids. Gene Ontology annotation, molecular function: zinc ion binding. Lineage: Eukaryota; Viridiplantae; Streptophyta; Magnoliopsida; Asparagales; Asparagaceae. The transcript has 5 exons. The record is from RefSeq and is a predicted model, not a curated record.